Messenger RNA from Megalops cyprinoides (Indo-Pacific tarpon), 3213 nucleotides. RefSeq names its product mitofusin 2 (gene mfn2). Gene Ontology annotation, molecular function: GTPase activity; GTP binding. NCBI's taxonomy places the organism in Eukaryota, Metazoa, Chordata, Actinopteri, Elopiformes, Megalopidae. Gene Ontology annotation, biological process: mitochondrion localization; mitochondrial fusion. Gene Ontology annotation, cellular component: mitochondrial outer membrane. The transcript is spliced from 18 exons. The record is from RefSeq and is a predicted model, not a curated record. Bases 421 to 2694 code for a protein of 757 amino acids.
AACGCGACCAUGAGACGGUGAAGGUGAUAAAGGGAACGCUAUAAGGAAAUUGUUGUUGACAGACAAGAGAGUUGCAUAUCUUACUUUACAGUUUAGAUACUAUUGAUUAUAAGUGGGUACAGUUUCGUUCAUUCAUAUAUUCAACAUCAGAUUAUUAUAUACAGAUAACAUCUGUACGCGUCGUUAGCAUGCUAGCUAAUAGUUAGCUAGCUAGCUAACAGUUUCCAUGCGCAGCAGUUAAAGUAAAUGUUGGGUAGUUUGUCAGCUAUCUAGCUUGUCCUGCCUAGCGAUCUAAGAUAGCUGGCUACUUGUGUCUCGAAGGUUAAUUCGAGUUAUCAGCUAGCUAGCUAGGCACUUUCGUUUCGUUUAGCUCAGGGACAAACAUGCAGGACUUGUGAUCAGCACCCUACCCAAAGUGCAAUGUCUCUGGUUUUCUCGCGCACCAACACCACUGCUAUUGGUAAGAAGGACAAGAGACUCAUGGCUGAGGUGAAUGCCUCCCCACUCAAGCACUUCGUCACUGCCAAGAAGAAAAUCAAUGGCAUCUUUGAACAGCUGGCUGCCUACAUCAAGGAGAGCUCCACUUUCCUGGAAGAGACCUACAAGAAUGAGGAGCUGGAUCCCAUCACCACAGAGGAGCAGGUGUUGGAGGUGCGGGGCUACCUCUCCAAAGUGGCGGGAAUUGCAGAGGUGCUGGCCAGAAGGCACAUGAAGGUUGCCUUCUUUGGGAGGACAAGCAACGGCAAGAGCUCUGUCAUCAACGCUAUGCUGUGGGACAAGGUGCUUCCCUCGGGGAUCGGACACACAACCAACUGCUUCCUGCGGGUGGAGGGGACAGACGGAAACGAGUCCUUCCUGCUCACCGAGGGAUCUGAGGAGAGAAAGAGCAUUAAGACGGUGAACCAGCUGGCCCACGCGCUGCACCAGGAUGAAGACCUGGACGCCGGCAGUCUGGUGUGUGUCAUGUGGCCCAAAGCCAAGUGCGCCCUGCUGCGGGAUGACCUGGUGCUGGUCGACAGCCCUGGAAUUGAUGUGACAACAGAGCUGGACAGCUGGAUUGACAAGUUCUGCCUCGAUGCCGACGUGUUUGUUUUGGUUGCCAACUCUGAGUCCACGCUGAUGCAGACGGAAAAGUCGUUUUUCCACAAAGUGAACGAGCGCCUGUCCAGCCCCAACAUCUUCAUCCUGAACAACCGCUGGGACGCCUCAGCCUCAGAGCCCGAGUACAUGGAGGAGGUCAGGCGGCAGCACAUGGACCGCUGCACCAGCUUCCUGGUGGAUGAGCUCGGCGUGGUCGACCGCGCCCAGGCCAGCGACCGCAUCUUCUUUGUGUCUGCAAAGGAGGUCCUUCAGGCCCGAGUCCAGAAAGCCCAGGGGAUGCCGGAAGCAGGGGGUGCACUGGCUGAGGGCUUCCAAGCAAGAAUGUUUGAGUUCCAGAACUUUGAGAGGAGGUUUGAGGAAUGCAUCUCCCAGUCGGCGGUGAAGACCAAGUUUGAGCAGCACACAGUGAGGGCCAAGCAGAUCUCAGAGGCCCUGCGCUUGAUCAUGGAUUCUGUUCACAUUGCAGCUCAGGAGCAGAGGAUUCACUGUUUGGAGACCAGGGAGGAGCGUCAGGACCGGAUGGAGUUCAUCGAUAAACAGCUGGAGCUCCUGUCCAUGGACUGCAAGAGCAAGAUUAAACAGAUCACAGAGGAGGUGGAGAGACAGGUGUCCAACGCCAUGGCUGAGGAGAUCAGACGGCUCUAUGUGCUGGUGGAUGAGUUCCACAUGGAUUUCCACCCGUCUCCGGUGGUGCUGAAGGUGUAUAAAAAUGAGCUGCACAGGCACAUCGAGGAGGGCCUGGGCAGGAACAUGUCUGAGAGAUGCUCCAGCGCCAUCACCUCGGCCCUGCAGACCACGCAGACGGAGAUGAUCGAGGGGCUAAAGCCCUUGCUGCCAGCCCCUGUGAGGGAGCAGGUCGACAAGCUGGUCCCCCGGCAGUGCUUCAGCCUCAGCUACGACCUCAACUGCGACAAGCUCUGCAGCGACUUCCAGGAGGACAUCGGCUUCCACUUCUCCCUGGGCUGGACCAUGCUGGUCAACCGCUUCCUGGGGCCCAAGAGCACCCGGCGGGCGCUUAUGGGCUACAACGACCAGGUCCCCCGGCCCCUGGCCAUCACCCCCGUCAGCACCAGCAUGCCCCCCUUCCCCCAGGGCUCCAUGACUCAGGAGGAGCUCAUGGUCUCCAUGGUGACGGGCCUGGCAUCCCUGACCUCGAGGACGUCUAUGGGCAUUAUAGUGGUGGGAGGCGUGAUUUGGAAAGCGGUGGGCUGGCGCCUCAUCGCCCUGUCAGUGGGUCUCUACGGGCUGCUGUACGUCUACGAGCGACUCACCUGGACCACCAAGGCCAAGGAGAGGGCCUUCAAGCGGCAGUUUGUGGACUACGCCAGCGAGAAGCUCCAGCUCAUCGUCAGCUACACGGGAUCCAACUGCAGCCAUCAAGUCCAGCAGGAGCUGGCGGGCACCUUCGCCCAGCUGUGCCAGCAGGUGGACGUGACUCGGCAGAACCUGGAGGAUGAGAUCAAGGAUAUGAACUGCAAGAUCGAGCUGCUGGACUCCCUGCAGAGCAAAGCCAAGCUGCUACGGAACAAAGCAGGCUGGCUGGACAGUGAGCUGAACAUGUUCACUCAGCAGUACCUUCAGCAGAGCCGAUAGAAGCAGCGGAGGAAGACCUGAGAUGGGCGUGAGCCUGUGGGGGACACACCCCUCCUUUGUCCCAAGCCCCUCCCAUAUUUCCCAGGCCCCUCCCACCUGCCCCAGGCAUCACACCCAAGCUGUGCAAAUUGUUAACUUUCUCGCUUGGACUUUGUACGACAUUUUUUUUUUUUCCUUCUUGUUAAUUUAAGGAUAAGACCUUUUUUUCUGUGCUUUUUAUAGAGGGACAAAAAAUAUUUGAUACCAAAUAUCACUCUGCCAUAUGAUACUUGUCUACUUGUACUUGAUUCAUUUUUUAUGUUUUUUUUUUCUUGCUGCAUUGUGUGUGUUGUUAACUUAAGAUGCCUUUUAAACCAGUAUAGGUCAUAUGUGCCACUUUGCAUAUAGGCAACCUAAAAAGCACUACUUUUGUUAUUGUUGUGUAAAUACCACUGAUUGUGUAAAGUUAAUUUGUAGUUAAGAGGUCUGUGACAUUUGUGCUAAUUAUUUAUUCUUACGUUAAUCCACAUGAUUCAGCAA